Messenger RNA from Suillus discolor, 462 nucleotides. RefSeq lists its product as uncharacterized. The record is from RefSeq and is a predicted model, not a curated record. The transcript is spliced from 5 exons. Bases 1 to 462 code for a protein of 153 amino acids. Lineage: Eukaryota; Fungi; Basidiomycota; Agaricomycetes; Boletales; Suillaceae.
AUGGACUUGAGGAGUCAGGUGAAGACAGAAUUGUGGGACUGCUCAUUUGAGCAGGGGACGAAGGUGGACUACUUAACUGAACAGGAGAUGAGGGUGUAUGCCAGCAGCAGUGAAAGUAGUGACAGCUCAGAUUCCAAGGAUGAUAUACCUGGCCUCAAUGAUGCCAAAUGGGAACCCCUCAUAACUGGAAGGAAUUUAAAGGACCAACUUGGAGCUGCUGAAGAAGACAGCACAGAGAUGAAUAGCCAGGAUAACUUACUCAGUAUCAAUGGAGUCCAUGAAAAGCUUGGUCUUUCUUACAAAAACUCAAGGAAAUUGAACAAGAUCAUCGACAAGCAGCUUCCUGGUCACCCAAAGGAUGUUAUCAAGUGUGUCAAGGCUCUGUAUGGUGACAUGGAUUUCGCAGAUUUUCUGGUCUUCGCACCAGAAUGUCACUAUGCAGACAAGGAACAAACUAUCUGA